AGGCUGUUGCUGAGCUCCCAGGAGAGAGAUGAGCUAGAGGAGAAAGAAGCAGCAAGAAGCAGCCAAGAGUUGAAUCAGACCAGGAGCCCGACCCAGAGUUGGAGUCUAAGUUGCUUUUGCUAAAGCAGCAGCAACUAAAGAAUUUGAAAAUAUGCUGGCUAUCUUGGGACUGCUCACCUCCGUCUUUUCUUUGCUGUAUGUGACAGCUCCAUCCAUCAGGAAGUUCUUUGCUGGUGGGGUUUGCAGAACAACUGUGCAGGUUCCCGGGAAGGUAGUGGUGAUCACCGGCGCCAACACGGGCAUCGGCAAGGAGACAGCAAGAGAGCUCGCUCGCAGAGGAGCCCGAGUAUACAUUGCCUGCCGAGAUGUACUGAAGGGGGAGUCUGCUGCCAGUGAAAUUCGAGCUGAUACAAAGAACUCCCAGGUGCUGGUGCGGAAACUGGACCUAUCCGAUACCAGAUCCAUCCGAGCCUUUGCUGAGGGCUUUCUGGCAGAGGAAAAGCAGCUCCAUAUUCUGAUCAACAAUGCAGGAGUGAUGAUGUUUUCACAUUCCAAGACAACUGAUGGCUUUGAAAUCAACCUGGGGGUCAACCACCUGGGCCACUUCCUUCUCACCUACUUGCUCCUGGAGCGGCUGAAGGAGUCUGCUCCUGCACGGGUGGUGAACUUGUCAUCAGUGACCCACCACCUUGGCAAGAUUCACUUCCACAACUUCCGCGGUGAGGAGCCCUACAGAUGGGGUUUUGCUUAUUGCCACAGCAAGCUGGCCAAUUUGCUUUUCACUCGCGAGCUGGCCAAGAGGAUCCAAGGCACGGGGGUCACCACCUAUGCUGUGCACCCAGGCAUCGUCCGCUCUGAGCUGGCCCGGCACUCCUUCCUAUGUUGCCUAUGUUGGCGGCUCUUCUCCUACUUUUUAAAAUCGGUGCAGGAAGGGGCACAGACCAGCCUGCACUGUGCGCUGGCUGAAGGCCUGGAGCCCCUAAGCGGCAAGUACUUCAGUGACUGCAAGAGGACCUGGGUGUCUCCAAGGGCCCGAGAUAACAAAACAGCUCAGCGCUUGUGGAAUGUCAGCUGUGAGCUUCUAGGAAUCCAAUGGGAGUAGAGCUACCGGAAGAGCCACGGCUUUAUCAGGCACAAUCCACACCAUAAUGAACGGAAGCCAAGGAGAACCCACCCUGAAGGAUUGUUCUCCUGGCUGGCUGCUGUUGCAAAUCCUGCCGUGCUCUGGUCUUCCUGACCCUUCUGGAAACCUUUUCACAUCCAACCCUCUUGUGAGGCUGGCUCAUGGCAUGAGACAUUCACACUUACAAAGCAUUCUUCUCCAAGACUGGAAAAGUUGGCCACCAUCUAGGGGCAGGAUGACUGGGAAGAUGCCAGUCUGGGCAUGGGGCUGGCAGAAGAGCCUGGGAAAUUGGAUUAAUUCCCUCACCAAUACCAGAAAUGUCAGCCAGCAUUCUCAGCUGAGGUGACAAGAGCAUCAGUGUUACAGAUUUUAAGGAACUAUAGACUCAAGCUCUUGACGGAUCUCUUUCCUCUUUGGAUUGCUAGUCGUUGCGCUGAAGUCUGGACCAACUCAGGCAAAUCUUGGCUUAACCUUGACCAAAUUUGGUUCCUUCCUCUGAGCAUUCUGGAGUCACUGCAUGAAGCUGGACCUUCCCAUUUUCUUUUUCUAAUUCUUUUUAAAAAUUAAAAAUAUUUUUUCUAGCUUUAAUGAGAUAUAAUUGACAUAUGACUGUAAAUUUAGACCGUCUCAUUUUCAAUCAUGUAGAUGGUUUCUUUUUCUAAAGGGUUCCCUUUAUCUCACUUUUCAGAGAAAAUAAAAACUACACAUUCA
Equus quagga is the source of this 1834-nucleotide messenger RNA. Its product is annotated as retinol dehydrogenase 12. Bases 152 to 1102 code for a protein of 316 amino acids. The record is from RefSeq and is a predicted model, not a curated record. The transcript is spliced from 7 exons. NCBI's taxonomy places the organism in Eukaryota, Metazoa, Chordata, Mammalia, Perissodactyla, Equidae.